Messenger RNA from Benincasa hispida (wax gourd), 1487 nucleotides. RefSeq names its product Integral membrane Yip1 family protein. The record is from RefSeq and is a predicted model, not a curated record. Gene Ontology annotation, cellular component: membrane; Golgi apparatus. Gene Ontology annotation, molecular function: small GTPase binding. Gene Ontology annotation, biological process: vesicle-mediated transport. NCBI's taxonomy places the organism in Eukaryota, Viridiplantae, Streptophyta, Magnoliopsida, Cucurbitales, Cucurbitaceae.
ACUGUGGAAACUCAGCUUCAAUUCAACGUCGUCACUGUCCUCCGUGAGCUGUCCCUUCCAUGCGAAGAGAACGAUCAACAUUAGGGCUCAAAGCCAAAGAAUUCCAUCUCAGUCAAUCGCUCGUCGAUUCCUACCUCCGAUGAAUUUCUGAGCCCAUCGUAUAGUUUCACUUUUCCUCUUCCUUUUCGGGGUUUCGCCCUUUUCUCCUUUUGGUGCUUGAUUGUUUUCUUCAUGGACGAAACCUACACAAAUCUCCCUACUAGCCAUUUGCUUGGCUCAGUCCCUGCCAUAAUCAAUGAUGAGAUUGAGAAAAGUGGCACAGACCAUGAAACACCAGAAGCAAGCAUGCAGACAUUCCCCCCAGCUAGUGGGGGGGAAAGACGGAGAGGUUACCAAACUCUUGAAAGUCCAAGUGAUUCUCAGCAGCAACCAUCAAAUGACUGGAAGGGGGUGUUUAGUGUAUCAUCUUACACUCAAUAUUUCAAUGUGGAUACAGACAUUGUCAUGAAUAGAUUGAUUAGUUCCUUGUAUCCCAUUGGUGGGGACUUUUCUAGCAAGAUCGAUGCAAACCCUGAUCUAUAUGGGCUUGUGUGGAUCACCACUACAUUAGUAUUUGUCCUUUCGGCACUUGGAAACUGUGCGACCUUUCUCAUGCAAAAGCGCAGUGAUCAGGGUGCUGCAUGGAGUUUUGAUGUCAGCUAUAUGAAUGUGGCUGCUGGGUGUGUCUAUGGUUAUGCGAUUGUGGUGCCCAUGGCAUUUUACUUUUCACUUCAAUACUUGGGGUCAGAUUCUAGCCUCAUAAAAUUUUGGUGCUUGUGGGGAUACUCUCUGUUCAUUUUUAUUCUGGCAUCUUUUCUGUUGCUCAUCCCGGUAGAAUUUCUACGAUGGUUCAUUAUACUCCUUUCUGGUGCCGCCUCAGCAAGUUUUGUUGCUUUGAACCUGAGGUCCUAUAUCAACGGAAAUGAUCUUUCGGUUCUGAUAGUUGCUGCAUUUUUCUUGCAAAUGGCUUUGGCAAUCUUCAUCAAAGCGUGGUUCUUUCCUUGAGCAAGCUCACUCCGUCUUUUGCCGUCUUCGAACUAUAUCUUAGCUUUGUUUCUGAGUGCUGACCUCUUAACUAAAGAAUGAUUUCCUCUUGGUUGGUGUUGGAAGUUCUUGGUCCCUGUAAAUUGUGUGAUGAAUCACUGAGGAUCGACAGAAGAAAAACGUCGACAGUCGAUAGUUUUUAUGAUUGGAAGUGAUGAUUUUAUCACAACAACAAUCACUAACAUGCCUACGGUAUUGUUUUGCAGAGCGCUCAGAUGGCCUCCCAUUGUUUGAGGAGAGUGAAAUCUGUUUUUCCCUUUUGAUUAUAAAUUUUCAUAGUAGUAUAUUCCACUCAAAACAUGGAUGUCAUUGUAAAUAGUUGUUGAAGUAUGUACUUUGAACAUUGAUGUGAUGUGAUUGAAAAAAACUUUAGCCUAUCUUAAUAAUUAGGUGUAUCUGGGCAA